GAUACAGCUUCAGAUGUCCAUUUCACGAUUUCACAGAAAGCAUAAAUUCAAGAAACACAGUUUCCUCUCACAUAAACUGCUAAAAACGACGUAAAAUUCACUUAAACCCAUUUAUUACGGCAUCGGAUGAUUUAAUCAAGUCAGCUGUGCCCCAUUACCCUGAGUAGGACGCACGAAAAUACCUUACACAAUUUCUGAAACCGUUGCUGCGGAUGGACCGAAUACGCCUACAAAUAAUAGUUCCAAUUGUUUCACAAACUGAAAAAUGGCGAUCCCACGCGGAGCCAAUAGAAGGCGGUGCCGCAAGACCUCCAAAAAACACCCCAUUGGUCCAUUCAAACCCCACAGUACCUCUCGACCAAUCAGAAAGCUUAGAGGAAGUUCGAGUCAAACCAGUUCCAUUUUAGCUCCGACGGCGCGCGCACGCGUUUCAAAUUUGGAACGGCUGGCAUUUAAAUUCGAAUUUUCUAGCGCCUUUGAGUGUUUGUUAUUUAAAAAGUGUUUUAAAGUGCCGCAUUCUGAUUUUACCGGUUUUUUACGGUUAUUGUUUUAAGUAGGUUGUGUUUCGUCACUGCAAGGAUAUUAUUUUUAGCAUUUAGCUUGUUAAAGCUGUUGUUGGCGCGAGACGGAUCUUAAUAUAGCUGUGCGCACUUGUGUAUUCGUCUGUCCGAGAUUAAAAUGAGAAAGAAGAGAAAAAAUAGAUUCACGUGCGAUUAAGAAAUUUAACUAAAACGCAUUUAAAAUUUUAUUUAUUAAUUGUGUAAGUGAACUUCAAACCAGACAGGGACUGGGUACUAAUGAGAGAGAAAAAUAACAUUUGAAGUGACCAAAUAUUGACUCUAUUUACCGGUAAAAAGAAAACCAACUCGGAUUCAAUACAAACUUCGGCGCUUUUCGAAAUCCGAAAACAAAUAAUUGCCGUUUCAAGGUGCUCGGUUUUGUUUAAACAUUUUUGGGACUGCUGCCUUUCCCUGUUUAUAUAGCUGCCUUUAAAGGCUUUUUAAAAACAAAACGGUGAAACAAACACGAUCGCAUUUAAGACUAAUAAAAAGCUCCUCAAACAAAUGCAUUUUAGUGCGUGUCAAAAUCGAAUUCCAAAUUCGAAUCGAAUAAGGCUCGCCAUUCUUUAACUUUGAUGUGGAUUGUUUAGCACCGCUAAGUGGUGCUAAUUUGUAGUGUCAAAUUGUGGUGUCAAAGUGGCAGGAGACGAGCAUUUGGAUAUGUUGGGGGGCCCCGAGUGGGGGCAGCGGGAGGCCACCCCCCCCAGAGAUGCUCCCCUGCCGAGUUUCGGCUUCACACAGGAGCAAGUCGCCUGCGUAUGCGAGGUCCUACAACAAGCUGGCAACAUCGAGCGUCUCGGCCGCUUCCUCUGGUCGCUCCCAGCCUGCGAGCGUCUCCACGCCCACGAGUCAGUGCUAAAGGCCAAAGCCAUGGUCGCCUUCCAUCGAGGGAACUUCAAGGAGCUGUACAGGCUUCUAGAGUCACACACGUUCAGUCCACACAACCAUGCGAAACUCCAAACAUUGUGGCUUAAAGCACACUACAUGGAAGCCGAGAGGUUGCGCGGGCGGCCGCUCGGAGCCGUCGGCAAAUACCGGGUUAGGCGCAAGUUCCCCUUACCCAGAACGAUAUGGGACGGCGAAGAGACUAGCUAUUGCUUCAAGGAAAAGUCGCGGUCAGUUUUACGGGACUGGUACAUACACAAUCCGUACCCAUCUCCACGUGAGAAGAGAGAAUUAGCGGAGACCACGGGUCUCACUACUGUACAGGUUUCAAAUUGGUUUAAAAACAGACGACAAAGAGACAGACAAGCUGAACACAAAGAUAGUGGCAACCCCAACGAGAAGCAACUAGACUCCUCAUCUGAUGAUGACAGUGACGCAGCCCCCACGCACGCUCUACCAGCGCACGCGCCGCAACCACUCUACCCGCUCUACGACCAUCCUCUACAUCUACACUAUCACCACUCGUGACCGCAUUAGCUAUAGUGAACCUGACCGCGCUAGCUCUGUCAAUCGUGAUCGUAUUAGCUUCAACGAGGAGUAGACUCCUCAUCAGAUGACCCCGAUGCCGCAUCCACGCACGCUCUACCAGCGCACGCGCCGCAACCACUAUACCCGCUCUACGCCCAUCCUCUACAUCUACACUAUCACCACUCGUGACCGCAUUAGCUAUAGUGAACCUGACCGCGCUAGCUCUGUCAAUAGUGACCGUACUAGCUUCAAACCCCGAGAAGCGUAGACUCCUUAUCAGAUCACGCGCCGCAGCCGCUCUACCCGCUCUACGACCAUCUUCUACAUCUACACUACCACCACUCGUGACCGCAUUAGCUACAGUGAACCUGACCGCGUCCUCUGUCAAUGACCGUACGUUAGCUUCAAACUCGCGAAAAGAAGCGUUAAAUACAUAAAAAUAACAACGUGUAGUUUACAAACUUAAUACAAAUGUAAAUACAAUUUAUAUGCACUUCUAGCCAAAUAUUUGUAAUAUAAUCGUAUUGUUAUGGUUAUAUAGUUGGUCAAGCAGAUCUUGUCAGUAGAAAAAGGCGGCAAAUUUGAAAAAUGUAGGUGCGAAGGGAUAUCGUCCCAUAGAAAAUUUGAAUUUCGCGCCUUUUUUUACUGACAAGAUCUGCUUGACCAGCUAUAUUAAGGAUGUGGAAAAAAAGGAUUUUGAAGGUAAAUUGGGUAACAACUUAAAAAAUACUGGGUUCAAUUUGACUGGAGAAUAUGCCAAAAGUUUACAGAUGUAGAGCAUACUCGUAAUUUUUUUCCAUGGUAUUUUCUCGGAAACGUUUGUAGUUGUCACGCUACUUCAGCCAACCACAGUACUUUUUGUACAGAGACUGACU
Molecule: messenger RNA, 2848 nt
Organism: Cydia fagiglandana
Lineage: Eukaryota; Metazoa; Arthropoda; Insecta; Lepidoptera; Tortricidae
Product: homeobox protein SIX1-like
Exons: 7
Coding region: 1221-1973 (250 amino acids)
Biological process (GO): regulation of transcription by RNA polymerase II
Cellular component (GO): nucleus; transcription regulator complex
Molecular function (GO): DNA-binding transcription factor activity, RNA polymerase II-specific; RNA polymerase II cis-regulatory region sequence-specific DNA binding
Source: RefSeq, a predicted model, not a curated record